AUGCUAGGGCCAGUAUUUCUUACCGGAGUGGCCCUCUCCCUAAUCUCAUACUUCAUCAUUUACCCAGUGGUAGAAUACUUCCGAGAUCCAAAGGGUCUCCGGAAAUACCCAAACCUAAACGGCUUGUCAGGCAUGACAAACCUCAGUUUCAUUUGGGAGGCAUACAAAGGAUUUCGCUCGAAUCGGCUAUUAGAAGCUCAUCAAAAGUACCCCGUUGUCCGUAUAGGUCCGAAUUCACUAUCUUAUGGGGACCCGAAAGCCAUCAAGGAUAUCUACGGCCAUGGAACUUCAUGCGUCAAAGACCAAUUCUACUCCGUCCUCGUGGGAUCUCACUACCACCUCGCCGACGUAGUUGACAAACCGGAUCACGCUCGUAAGAGAAAAAUCUUGUCUUCUGCAUAUGCUCUAAAGAACCUCGAGGGGUGGGAGCACAAAGUCGCAGACAAAGCCGAACGGCUAGUGCACGCAUUUGAUACCAGGUGCACCGCCCCUAUCACUAAAAAGACCAAUAACAAUCCAGCGCCUGAGGACCUAACAGUAGACUACCGUGCUUGGACCAAUUUCUUUACUCUCGACGCCAUUGCUGAUAUCGGUCUAUCUGAGCGCCUUGGGUUUCUUGAUGCGGGGAAUGAUAGCUGCACUGGGGAGCGCAUGGAUGGCACACUCUAUACUAUUCCAUCAUACCGCGCCUGUCUCCAUGCCACAGCUCGAGCUCAGUCAAAUCUCGUUUGGGGUUAUGACUGGUAUCCGUUUCUCGUAGAAAUGAGCAAAGUGAUUUCCACCAAAUUUCGCGAGUAUUGGCGUCUGAAUGAAGGAUGGAACGAUAUUGUCUGGCACCGUGCGUGUAAACGUCUCCGUCGCUACCAAGCUGGAGAAGUUCUCGAUGACUUUUUCGCCUGUCUGAUGGAAGAUAAAUCGGGAAACAUGAACAAUAUGGAGUUUGGUGAGAUUGUCGCUGAGGUUUCCAUCAUGAUGAACGCAGGUUCCGACACGACUGCACUGGCUAUGACAAACGCCAUGUUCCUGCUACUCAGAAAUCCCAAAUGCCUGGCUAAGUUGCGGGAGGAAUUGGAUACGGUCCUUGACUCGGAAGAUGUGGUGGCCCCUUACGACAAAAUUCGCUAUCUACCAUACCUCCGAGCAUGUCUUGAUGAAGCACUUCGUAUCCUUCCGCCCACCUCAUUUGGUCUUCCUCGGAGAACACCGCGUGAUGGUUCCGUCAUUGGCGAAGAAUUCGUGGCGGGCGACACUACAGUAUCUAUCUCCGCCUAUGUAGCGCACAGGAACCCGAAACUGUUUCCAGACCCAGAGUCCUUCCAGCCCGAGCGCUGGAUUGGUGAAAAGGGCAAAGAGCUGCAGCCUUAUUUCAUCAGCUUCUCAGCUGGUGCGCGCGGCUGUAUUGGGCGCAAUAUCAGCUAUUUAGAACAAAGUGUCGUGCUUGCAACGGUGGUGCACCGUUAUGAAAUGGCUUUAGCAAAGCCAGACUGGGAGCCGGAGCGAUGGGAAAGCUUCAAUCUAAUGUCGUCGGCUAUGCCAGUGAAAAUCUGGAGAAGAACCUUUGAGACUGCGAACGAAUAG
Molecule: messenger RNA, 1578 nt
Organism: Talaromyces proteolyticus
Lineage: Eukaryota; Fungi; Ascomycota; Eurotiomycetes; Eurotiales; Trichocomaceae
Product: cytochrome P450
Exons: 2
Coding region: 1-1578 (525 amino acids)
Molecular function (GO): oxidoreductase activity, acting on paired donors, with incorporation or reduction of molecular oxygen; monooxygenase activity; iron ion binding
Source: RefSeq, a predicted model, not a curated record